CCGAUCAUUCGGUCGAGACUUCAGAAUUGCAGUCGCGACACCUGCGUCCACUAUAUUUUUCUACUGACCCUGACGUCCGCAAAAAAAUCAAACGAACCCAGUUCGGGACGAUACGGUGGUUCUUGGAUAGACUACGUCUUCCGGUGCGCGCCCGCUGAUUAUACGAAGACAUUGUGACAUUUUUGAAUGCAUGCGUGAAAUAGGGGCAGUUCAAGUUGCUUCCUUUUGCCGAUGGUGAUCAGCAGAUCAGGAUAAGGUGCUGCUCAUCAAUAGGCGCGUGGUACCAUUCAAGCGCCCCCUCUUGGAACCAUCAUCAUCAGCCUUACAAACAGUUGCGAUAGUGCGUUUGGGUUGGUGCAAUCUAGUGUUCUCUAGCAGGACAAGUCUUGCUUAAGCUGAUCAGUUUCGGGGACAUUCUGAGCACCAGAGGACUGAGAACUCAGUCCCCAAUCGCGUCUUAUGUUCGCUCGAAACUCGCCUUUAAGUGCAGAUAAUGGUACUGCUGUAUGUGCAACUACUUGGAGUAGUUUAUCUGGCCGCCCAGCUCUCCCUAGCCGGAAUACUUGAUGUGAACUGGUCCAGGUCGGACAAGAUUGGCUUCGAAGUGAACCUGAACCUGCCCUGGCUCCCAUUUGAAAAUGAAACGCGCUGCUACGAGGAGCUGGGCUGUCUCAACAUUACCCGGAGUUGGUAUCACUUGAUAAACCGUCCAUUCAAUGUCUUCCCCUUGCCCAGAUCUGUGAUAAAUACUAGGUUUAUACUUUAUACCCGACUGAACCCCAUGGAGGUAAGCAACCCAGCGGUGUUGAAGGCAAGCAAAAUUGCGGGGUUUUUUCAGGGGCACAUACUGAAAGCCAAAAACGACUCGAUAGAGAAGUCCAACCUGGAUGUGGAGAAGAAGACGAAGUUCAUCAUACACGGGUUCAUCGAUACUCCACUCUCUAAUUGGGUAAAAGACAUGCGGGAUGAGCUGCUCAAGGCGGAGGACCUCAAUGUGAUUGUGGUCGAUUGGGCCGGAGGAAGUCUUCCGCUUUACACUCAAGCCACAGCCAACACUCGACUGGUCGGUUUGGAGAUCGCUCAUCUCAUUAAUUACUUACUGAAAAACUAUGAAAUGGACACGAGAAAUGUGCACAUAAUUGGGCAUUCGUUGGGGGCGCAUACGGCUGGAUAUGCAGGAUCGUUAGUUCCAGGCUUGGGCCGCAUAACUGGACUAGAUCCAGCUGAGCCGUACUUUCAGGGAAUGCCAGCCCAUGUCCGUUUGGACCCAUCGGAUGCCGAUCUGGUCGAUGUCAUCCACACUGAUGGAAAAGGAAUUAUCUUCCUAGGAUACGGCAUGUCGCAGCCCUGCGGCCACUUGGAUUUCUACCCCAACGAUGGCAAAGAACAGCCAGGCUGCGACAUCACGCAAACACCCCUGGUGCCCCUAACGCUCAUAAGGGAUGGCUUGGAGGAAGCUUCCAGAGUUUUGGUGGCUUGCAAUCAUGUGCGCGCCAUCAAGCUCUUCAUCGACAGCAUCAACACUCAGUGCCCCUACAUAGGUAGACAAUGUUCCAGUUUCAAACAGUUUAUGUCUGGAAAGUGUUUCGGCUGCAAAAGCGGCAUGUCGUGUGCCGUAAUGGGGUACAAGGCGGACACUUCGUUGGGCUUUCUGGAAAACGAAGUGCAACCGCAAGCAAAGCUGGACGAAGCCGUCGGGAACAAGUACUUCUUGACUACUGGCCGCGACUAUCCAUUCUGCCAGCAAGUCUAUAGAGUGAGCGUGGACUUGGCCAAGCCGGGCUACGCAGAAGAUUGGGUCCAAGGCAGAUUAAAGGCCUCCAUGUACAGCCCAAACGGGGUGAUUCGAGCUGAUUUAACGCCUGCUGAAACUAAGCUGGCGCACGGCACUACUUAUACCACUGUGGUGGCGCACCCGGUAGAUUUAGCCGGAAAUAUUCGCAAAGUGGAACUGAACUGGAUCUACGACAUGAACGUGCUGGAACCGAAGACUCUGUGCUUGUUUUGGUGCAACGAUCACUUGUACGUUCGGAGCAUCAAUGUGGAUCAACUAGAGCUGCCUGGCAGAGGGAAACGAGAUGCCAAAUACUCGAACAAACUGUGCUCCAAAGGCAAAAAGGACUAUGCGGAUAUCGCCAACAAUGGCCGAGGAAUUUUUUUGGACUCCUGCAGCAUCACCGAUAAGAGCUAAACGUUAGCAAACUGUAACUAGACUAUAAACUUGUACCUGUAAUUUUCUGUGUAAAUAGACACUAGGUUCGUUGUAGGAAUAUGUGAUAAACCAGAGACAUUAAACUAGUAGGAUAAUCAGUA
Dendroctonus ponderosae (mountain pine beetle) is the source of this 2313-nucleotide messenger RNA. RefSeq names its product pancreatic triacylglycerol lipase. Bases 494 to 2191 code for a protein of 565 amino acids. NCBI's taxonomy places the organism in Eukaryota, Metazoa, Arthropoda, Insecta, Coleoptera, Curculionidae. The record is from RefSeq and is a predicted model, not a curated record. Gene Ontology annotation, molecular function: triacylglycerol lipase activity. The transcript is spliced from 13 exons. Gene Ontology annotation, biological process: lipid metabolic process.